AAAGGUUAAACAAAUCCCGGAUUUUUUCCGGAAAAUUUAUUUAAACAAUUUUCUGUAUUUUUAAAAUAUGACUAGUAUGAUCUAAGUAGGAUUGAAGAAUGGCAGAAUAAGUAAACAUAUUUUAUUGGACACCAAGCUAAGAAAUAUUUUGCAUUUAAAUCAGUGGAGUAGUACGCAAAAUGUAAUAAAUUGGUUUAAAGAUAUCAAUGAAACAUCAAAAUGACACAAAAUGAUAUAUAUUUUAAAAAGUAUAAAAACAUCCUUGAUUGCCAAGAGUUCAAGUUAAAAUUUAGCGAAAGUGUUGGUGUAGAUUGGAAAACUCUUGGAUGUUGGUUAAAUAUUGAAGACAAUUACUUAGAAAUAAUUGAUCAAGAUAAUGUUAAAACUGAACGGAAAGCAUAUUUAAUGUUGAAUAAAUGGAUGCAAAUAAAUAAAGAUCCAACGCUUGAGGUUUUAAAAACAGCCUUAAGAGAUAUGAAAAGAAUGGAUUUAAUAAGAAAAAUUAAGGAAUUCUCAGAGUCUUCAAAUUCAUCUGAAAUUGCUAGCAGAUUUUAUGUCAAGCAAGAUUCUUCAAAUGAGUCUGUUAAACUAAAAAAAUUUUAUCUUGAAAAUUAUGGGACAAUUAAUGAACUUCAACCACCAUUAAAAGCACCUGCAAAUGUUGAUCUAAUACAUAAAUUUGUUGAUCUAUGUAUUGUUGAUGCAGUUAGUACUCAAAUGGAUGCUGUUUAUGGUGUUGAAAUAAACGAUUAUCUUGAAAAGCAAAUGGGUUAUACACCCAUUCCAUACAAUGAUAUAUUUAUUAAAGAAAAAUCUUCAAUCUUAAUAUCUGGAAUAGCUGGUAUUGGAAAAACGUGGUUGCUUAGAAAAUGUUUACUUGAUUGGUCCAAUGAUUUAAUUUGGAGAAAUAUUGAUCUUUUAUUUUAUUUUGAAUGCCGAAGGAUUAAUCAAUAUCAAAACAUUUCUAAUAUUAAUGAAUUGAUAAAUGUUUUCUACAAAGAUUUUUUAAAUGAAAUUAAUAUUAGUAAUCAUAGAGUACUGUUUAUUAUUGAUGGAUUAGAUGAGUUUAAAUAUUUAAAUGAAUUAAUAAAUCCAAGUUUGAGUUGUAGCUACCCAAUUGUAAAUGCUUUGGUAGAAAUUAAAAAAUACAAAUAUGUAAUUGCAGGUAGAGUUUAUGCAAUUGAUUAUUAUCAAAGUAUAUCCACUGAGCAUAAUAAGUUAACCAUUCAAAUAAUGGGAUUUAAUGAAAAUGGAAUAAAUGAUUAUAUAGAAAAUAAUGUUAUUGAAGAAAAAAAAGAACUUGUAAAAACAACUUUGAAGGAUUCUCCAAUUGCAAAAGCCAUGGCAUCUGUUCCGUUUUAUUUAUCUUCAAUGUGUAAAAUUAUUAGUGAUUCAACAAAUAGAAAUAAAAGUUCUUUCUUAACAAUGACAGACUUGUAUGCAAAUAUUUUUUUAUACUUUUUGCAAAAACACAUCAUCAAAAAUAAUGAAUUGAUUUAUCAGAUAAUGGAAAACAAUUCUAACAAAAAAUAUAUUUUAAAUAUUUGUAAAAUUGCAUAUCAAUUGUUUAUUAAAAAUAAAGUAAUUUUUUCAAGAGAAGAAAUUCAAACUUUGAUCAGUGACUUUGAUAAAGAUGAAUGUAAUCUUUUUGGAUUUAUAGAAAGGAUUGAAACAAAUCUGGGGUAUCAUUAUCAGUUUGCACAUUUGACAAUAAUGGAGUUCUGUGCAUCUGUAUAUGCUUACAAUAGUUUUAGUAAUAAAGAGAUUAUGAACAAUAAAAAGCUGAAGAGUUGUUUAUCAAUGAUUUGCGGAUUAAAUAAUAAAAACGAAAAUAAUUUAUUAAAGUUUCUUGCUAACCUGAAUCCUUCGAACAAAUCUUUUUUUCAUAAGGUUUAUUCAAAAAGAAAAAAAACCCAUACAAAGAAAUCUUUGCUUGGUAACCUUUGUAUUGAACUUCCUGAUGAUAACGAAAAGUUAUUCAUUAAAUGUUUUUAUGAAAGUCAAUCGAUGUUUACAGAUGAAAUAAAGUCAUUCGUCAACAAUAAAUGGUUGAAAGUUUCAAUUGACGAUGGAAAAACCUCAUACCAAACUUCAUGCGCAAUUUAUUUUGUAAAUCAUUUAAUAAACUCAGGAGGGAAGUUAAUGUCGUUAAGUGUUCGUAAAAAUAAUUUAAGUGAUGAAGAAAAAAAGCUUCUAGUUAAAUGUUUAACUAAUGUUUGCGAAGUCUACUUUUAUCAACCAACUAAGUUCGAUGGAUGGAAACCAAAAGACAAACUUAAUUGUUUAACAAUGUUUAUUUCAAAUUAUUUAAUAUCAAAGAAAGAUUUUGAAGACAAUAUUCUUCCGUGGUUUAAUCUUUGUGAGGAACUAGUUCUUGACCUACAUGACAACAUCGAUUUUAUUGAAGAUAUUCACGAGUGGAUUCGUUUUUCUAAUAUCAAGGACGUGUCAAUCAAGUACUGCAAAAAAUAUUAUGGAUUAGAAAAUAUUAUAAAGCGGAAAAAUUUAAUAUCUUAGGUAUAUAAACAUUUUUUUAUAUAUACAAAUUAACUUCAAUAUAAUAGUUAAUUAAUGAUUUUUAAAGCAUAAGAAACAGAUAGUCCGGUCACUUCUCGGUGUAGUUAAAGCGAUUUACAAAUUAUUCGAAUUCUUUUUUUUGAAAUUUGCAUGGUCUUAUUAGCGUAUUAUGUCCAAACAUAAGCUUUACAUGUUAUAAUUUUUUUUUGCUUUAGGUUUUUUUAAUAUUUAAAGAAACAUUUUUUUUUAUAUACAUAAUUUUCAAAACCUUUUUACUACCCCUGAUAGCAAAUCUAAAGAACAUCAUUUUAGAGUCUUUAGUUUAAUUUCGCUCAUCAACAGAAACAAGACCUUAGAGCAAUUCAAGAACGAAUCAAAAAGAUUAUUAUUGUUUAGGGAAUUUAAUUUUUUCCGACUUUAAAUGUUUCUUUUAAAGUAAGCUCAAAACAGAUUUAUUUAUACCAAUGAAAUUUAAGUGAUGAUGUUCAAAAUUCAUCUAAUGAUUAUGUUAAUUAUGUAAUUUUACAUUUAUUUUUUUUUUGAAAAUUUUUGUUUAAGUGUUCUUAUAUAUUUUAGCGGUUGUAAGCAUUUUAACACUUCUUAAUUAUUUGCUAUUUUGAAUUUCUUUAAUAACUUAGUUAUUUUCUGAUUUAAUUCUGAUUUAUAUCUUUGUAUAUAUUUGUAUGUUACGGUUAUGCAGAUUUUUUUUAUAUAUAAGGGGCCCGGCGAUAAGGCAAAAUGUACCUUCUUCUUGCUACAGCCAUUAAUUUCAAUAAAUGUA
Hydra vulgaris (swiftwater hydra) is the source of this 3298-nucleotide messenger RNA. RefSeq names its product NACHT, LRR and PYD domains-containing protein 12. The record is from RefSeq and is a predicted model, not a curated record. Gene Ontology annotation, molecular function: protein binding. NCBI's taxonomy places the organism in Eukaryota, Metazoa, Cnidaria, Hydrozoa, Anthoathecata, Hydridae. Gene Ontology annotation, biological process: signal transduction. Gene Ontology annotation, cellular component: cytoplasm.